GUACUUCGGGAACUAAGAUCUAACCAGGAGCGCCCUGACCCCGGUUAUUAUCCGCAAGGUCUUCAAAUCACGAGUCGAUUUAGCCAACAUGUCCACCAAUCGCCGUGACACUUCUUUAACGAAGGUAAUUUGCUAUUAUUUGUAAAUUGGCGUCUUGCGACGUCCGCUGAUGCCUGUCCGCUCCGCAGUCGGGAGCACGGGACCCUCUUGGCCUCCCGCUGCCACCGAGCCACAUCGCAAUCCUUAAAUAAAUAACCGUCACAGACGACAACCUUUCCGGCGAUCCAUGCGCCAGUCGAUAAGAUAUAGCUCGCGUACCAACACAGAAACUGAGUUAUGAAAAUGUGAAAACGUGUGCACUAGAUAUGGCUAAGUCGUGUGAUGACAUCUCCAAGAAGCACAGCGAAGACGAUACCAGCAUGGACGACGACAGCGAGAAGGAUCCGGGAUGCUUUCGGAGGCUUAUUCUCUCCUUGCGGAUAAAUCCCAACCUUAUUAUGUUGAAAGUGACUCUUUUUGUGAUGUACGGCGCAACUGCAUCUCUUCUUCCGUAUCUGACUAUACAUAUGCAAAGUAUAGGUUUGACCGUGCCAGAAAUUUCUUUUGUGUAUUUAGCAUUACCGUUUACUACAUUUUUAAGCCCUCCGAUAACUGGAUUUUUAGUGGAUCGUUUCGGAGAAUAUAAGCCAGUUGUAAUAACGGCCCUUAUUUUGAAUGCUGCUUUUCAUCAUUCGCUACUCUUGAUACCUCAUCAAGAAACUCCUGGAGUGAUGCCGUCCGCAUACGUAAUGAGACAUCCGAUUAAAGAAACCGUUGAGAUUUGGUGGAGUCCAUGUCCGAGUAGAGAAUGUCCAGACGAAGAUGAACAAGUGGAUUUCGUACUAGAUCGAUGUCUAGAUCACUGUAUGAUAACGGAGACGAGUCCCACCAGCGCACCAACAGAUGUCAAGAACGAAAUAGAUUUUCCAAUCGCACACAAAAUUCAUCCACCGAACUUAUCCAAUACCAGUUAUCUAAAUUCAACCGAUGAUGAAGAAUAUAACGAUGCAGCCUUUUUCCUCAUCGAAGUCCAUGAUGACUUGGGAGAGCCCAAAGAACAACUUGGCAUAGAAAUGGAACGGGAUGACAAUGACACUGUUACCGACUUUAGAUCAAGAUUUGGGGAAAAACUACUUCUCUCACAACGGGUUAACAUAACAGCUCUCGAUAAAGAAGAUUUGAGAUGCGGCGGCCUCGUUAUGUUACACAAUAUGACAAAGCUUUCAAAGCAAAGACUAGAAAAUCUCUCAGCAGAUUGUAUGGUACAAAAAUGUGAAUUCAGAAAAGGCGGUCCGGAUGUUUGCCCUCCCGACUAUAAGGAGAGCGAUGAUAAAACUUUCUACAUAUACUUUUUCUUACGUUUUAUGGGCACGAUUAUGUUAUCUGCUGGUGUGACUAUAAUGGAUCCAAUAGCUCUGACAAUGAUACAGAAGUACGGUGGUGAUUUUGGCCGAGAAAGGUUGUUUUCUAGCAUUGGCAUGGCGAUAUUUUCACCUAUCACUGGUAUGCUUAUAGAUAUGAGGAGUAAACAAGUCGGUUAUACUGAUUAUUCGGCUGCAUUCUAUACAUAUGAUGUAUUAUUAUUAAUAUCAGCAGUGACGGUUGCUGCUAUGCCCUUGGGGGCGAAAUUGCCUGCGGACAACUUGUUGCACGAUCUUGUUAAUAUAAUCAAGAUGCCUCAUAUAAUCAUAUUCAUAUUUUUCCUAUUCGCUCUCGGAAACUUCUGGGGCUUCAUAGAGUCGUAUUUGUUUUUAUAUUUAAAGGAAUUGGGGGCGCCUAACUUUUUACUUGGUAUAACAGUGACGGUGGGAACACUCAGCAGCAUCCCGUUCCUGUAUGGCGCGGACGCGAUCACCUCCAGGAUUGGUCAUGUGAAUGUCAUCGUCGUUGCAUUCUUUUCCCACGCGGCGAGACUCGUGGGCUACUCAUUUAUUGAAGAUUCUUGGUGGUGUUUUCCCUUCGAAGCCAUGGAGUCUUUGUCAGUGCAUCUGAUGUGGGUGGCAGCAGCUACGUAUUGCGCGAUGUUGGCUCCAAAGAGUUUAUUGGCUACGCUUAUAGGUGUUCUUGGGAUGGCGCAUUUUAGUCUUGGACGAGGCAGUGGAAGCUUCGGUGGUGGUCUACUUAUAGCAUCUUUGGGUACACGUGAGGCCUUCCGGUACAUGGGCUUGAUAGCUUUCCUCGGUGGUGUAUUGUAUGGGUUGCUGCAUUAUUUCUGGCUACGAAACAUAAACAUGAAGGGAAUACCGGAUAUUUCUGAACCAGAUACAGAAAGUGGUGAAGGAGACAAGCUGAACGGUGAACCGCUUCGCAAGGACGCUGAAACAAUGGUGUCGCUGGAAAGACUCCACAUGAUCACUCGUUUCAACCCGCUUGGCUCACUGCAUUCCUUGUCCAGAGGAUCUCGUGCUAGGCUCUCUCAGGGAGACAUCAAUGAACUAUGCAGAAGUAGAAGUGGAAGCAACAGCCAAAGACGCUGCAGCAAUAUUGAGAUAUCGCCAAAGACACCCCAGGGUUCUGCUUCCAAGGUGGACCUGCUGCGUUCAGCGCUUGAGAUAACGCACCAGCAGGCCAAGGGACAUAUUUCUAACCCUGUUCUGUCGAAUAGAACUACGCACCAUCCUUAUAAGCUAGCCAAUAGUGCACCAAAGCUCACCCAACGGAACAACAUAUCCCAGCCAGCUCUUGCCGAAUUCGAUUCCCGACGUCGCGACUCAAUACCCGAAGAGGCAGAAGAAGACAAGCUAGUAACAACAAAAAAUUUAAAAACUAAAAGCGGAAGCAUCCCGCCUCCCCCCACUUACGACGAAGCUACCCGUGAUAAGAGGAAAAGUUGGCACUCUGAUGAUAGCACUCCCACUUAGCGGCCGCUCUAAGGUGGUUAACACUAUAUAAUAGAUAGAUAUAUUAUCAAUUUAUGGAGAACACAAUAAUGAUAAUAUUUAAUAGCAAUAAGCAAAUAAAGAUGUACAUUGUAUAGGAAAGAAUAUUGAUAAAUAGAAGGAAAUUGGAAGAGAUCUUGGGUCAACAUAAAUAUCAGUGUCAUAAGACAUCGACGCAGAUUAAGAUGUCAACAUUGAUUAAGGACACAAAAGUAGGAACUAUGAUACAAUGGAAGAUGUUUCGGUAAUAUAAAGCAAUGUUAGUUAAUCAGAAGUAUUUUUUAUAUGAUAACUAUAGAUCAGAUUUGUAAAUUUUGAGAUCAUAUAUCUUACGGACAUACAUUUAUCAAUAUACAGUUUUAUUUCGCUAGUGGUCACUUUUCUUUCAAACAAUUUUUUUGUAAGUCAUAGCGGGCAACUGAGCUGGUGGUUCGCCUGACGGUAAGCGAUUACCGCCGCCCAGGGACAUUUGCAGAGGCUCAGACCUCUGCGAAUGUGCUGCCCGCUUUUAAGGGACUGCAAAAAAGGAAUGGUCCGGGAAGGGAAAGGAAAAGGAAAAAAACACAAUAGCACGUUAUUAUUUCACGCCGGUUUUCUGUGGGGGUGUGGUACUUCCCCGAUGCGAGUUGGCCCAUUUCGUGCCGAACCAUGCUCGACUCCCACAAUAGACUUACCUACGGUUAUUAACAGCUAGUUUUGGAGUCUAUUUUCUAAUAAUUUUAAACGCGUAUCCAUAAUGGACGAAUGUAAAUUUAUAUUAUAAGUAAUUUAUUUAUAUCAAAUAUUAUAAAGCGGAAUAAUUUGUAUUUUUAUUUGUUUGUAAUAGAUAAACUCAAAAACUACUGGACCGAUUUUAAAAAUUCUUUCCAUCAUUAGAAAGUUGCUUCACUGAGUGACAUAGGCUAUACAUGUACCAUGAGGAAAGCUAGGGAGAACAACUAGUUCAUAUUUAAGUUUAAAUUUGCUAGACUUAUAAAUCUCUAAGUUUUGUACAUGUUUUACAUUAGUCAACUCACGAUUUUGUUGAUUCUGAUUAUACAAAAUGCAUCACCUAGUUGUUCAUCAUCACUGUAGCAAGUAGCAACAUAUCUCUCUUCAUUAUCAUAAGAUUUGCGGAUAGUAAUUAUAGCUAUACCUACCUAAAUAUCCUUAACAAAAUAUAGUUGUAACCACCUUUUAGUAAUAGUUAAAGUAAUUGUUAAGUUUAAUUUUAUUGAAUAUGUUAUCGUUGCUUUUAUUAAAAGACUUUUUAAAUA
Molecule: messenger RNA, 4174 nt
Organism: Zerene cesonia (dogface butterfly)
Lineage: Eukaryota; Metazoa; Arthropoda; Insecta; Lepidoptera; Pieridae
Exons: 13
Coding region: 366-2900 (844 amino acids)
Cellular component (GO): membrane
Source: RefSeq, a predicted model, not a curated record